Molecule: messenger RNA, 3908 nt
Organism: Sander lucioperca (pikeperch)
Lineage: Eukaryota; Metazoa; Chordata; Actinopteri; Perciformes; Percidae
Gene: rnf26
Product: ring finger protein 26
Exons: 2
Coding region: 519-1868 (449 amino acids)
Biological process (GO): ubiquitin-dependent protein catabolic process; protein ubiquitination
Molecular function (GO): ubiquitin protein ligase activity
Source: RefSeq, a predicted model, not a curated record
AAAACUAAAGAAGAAGAGGAAGCGGAAAAAACAAAUAUGGAUGCCACUGCAGUAUCAACGCUAAAUCACACAUCGACGCUUUUUGUGUGUUUUUCUCCGGCUCUCUUGAUUUCGCCUGACGGUUUUUUCAGAUUACAUAUUUUGUAAACUCAUUGUUUAACUAGUCAAAUGUUUCUGAACGGAGAGACAAAACGAAACCCGGAAAAUAACCGGAAGUAUCCGUCUCGGGUUUGAAACUAAACAUCCGCCACUGGAACGCGUGUGUUUACUAUGUUAGCUCGUCGUUUCAGCCGAACAAAUACGUGGACAAUAUGGAAAGUAAUUCCAUCGUCCUUUUAACGGAACGAGGAAGGGUGUACUUUUCGCUUGAUACAAAGGACAAGCACACAGUCUGAACAAGAUGUAGCUAGCUAACGUCUGAGUAUGUCGCCCUGAACAAACAAACAAGACAUGGACUUUGUCGCGGAGGCAACCUGAGAGCACCGAGAGGUAAAUCACCGAGUUGAAGCUACAUUACCAUGGGUCUGGUGAACUUUGUUAUCUCCACUGUAGCGAAAUGCCUGGACGCCGUCUGCUUACUGCUGGACCUGAAUUUUGUCAUCGUCCACAGCGUGGUGCGGACUACCCUGGCGGUUAUCGCCUUUGUAACCAGCCUGCCCACCCUCCUCCUCAACUCAGUGGCAGAGUUGGGAAACUUAACCGUGUUUAGCUUGAUGUCCCUGGCAGAGGCAACGUCAAACGUAGCCCACGGUACUGUCACCAUGCUGGGGAGCUUGGUGCUGGCUCUGGAGGGGCUGGUGGAGAGCCUGAAGAUGGUGGGUUACCUGUCCAUGCACGUCCUGCUUCGUGGGAAGGAGCACCUGUGUCGAGGUCUUCUAUCGGUGCUCGAGGGCUGUGGCAUCGCUGUCAGCCUGGUGGUCUAUUUCACCAACACCGUGGUCAACUUUGCACUCAUUGCAACGCAGAACAUUUACUCCGUGGUGGUCAGUGUGUGGCAGACGGUCUCCAGCCCGCUGCAGAAGGUGCUGGAGUUCAUGCUGACAUCCUUCACCUUUCUGUACAGCAGCCUGGCUGGGACUUCGGCUUUCCUGUGGUCACCCUGUAAACUGAUGUUGGACUUUCUGGUCUCGCUGGUUCAUAUGUUUGUUAGCAUCUUCAUAUUGAACGUCUAUGGUCUUCUGCUCACUGUAACUAUUGCUCUAACUACCACCGCCUACCUGAAUCCAGAGCUGGCCCGACAGGCUACUGUGCGAAUUGUGGAUUACGUUAACUCUUUUCCUGCCUUGCACAGACUUUAUCUGGCUCUGCACCGCCUCGCUUCAGCCUUGCGGGGCGCACCAUAUUUUGUACGUGGUGCCAUGCGCCACCUGCAAAGAAUACUCCAUCACCUCUACCUGCUAGAGAGAAGACUUUGGCAGCAGCUGCCUCGACUCAGCAGCCAGCUAGGUCUGGCUGUGAGGACACAGCUCAACAGGGACAACGACAACAGAGUACGCGGCGAUGGCGACCCUGGAGAGGAGAGGCGGGACCCACCAGAUGGAAGAGCAGGAGAUGGAGCCCACCAGGAGCUGCUGGAUUUAGUUUUCCCCUCAUCAAGCACAGACAGACCACUUAAGAAGCAGUCAUCUUCAGGCAAAGACAGUAAACCUCUGCCUGCCGAGAAUCUGCUGACUCUACUGAAGGAGCAGGAGGACAGAAAGAAGUGUGUGAUCUGUCAGGACUGUACCAAGACGGUGGUGCUGCUGCCAUGCAGGCACCUCUGCUUGUGUAGAGACUGUACGAACAUCCUGUUGAGGCAGCCCGUUUACCAACAGAACUGCCCGCUCUGUCGGCACAUGAUCCUCAACACUAUGGAUGUGUAUCUAUGAGAGAAGUGGAUCUGUGGGUAUCGGACCACAUAGAACAGCCUAUCAGUGGCUAUACUUAAAGUUUUACCACAACUAAAAUGAUGUUGUGGGACUUGUGUUGUUUUUUUAAGUCUCGUAAUAUUUUACAUUUUUCUUGCUGUCAACAAAUCCCAUGAUAAGACCAAAAUUACAUUUUAGUCUGUCUCUUAAUACUUUCCAGCCCCAAGCCUAUUCAGUUACACUGAAGAUGUAAAUUUUUAAAAAACGGCUUACAAAUGUUAUUUUAAAAUUUGCUUUACUCAGACAGUGCAAAACGGUGUAAAUGGGUAGGUUUUGACUACACAGACAGUACUUGUUAGUAAGUUCAAUUCGUUGUUGGUUCUGGAUUUACUGGAAUUCAUGGGAUAUAUUGUUAAUCAAAAAUACAGAAUCACAAAUGCAGAAUACCAUACAACUUAUCUUAUAAAAUUUGGUUUCAGAUCUGUGUACUUUUUGAGAACAGUUUAGAAAAGAAAUGCUAAGGAAAGCACAUAUUGUGUCCCAGUUCCAUAUGACAUACUAACUGUAUACAGUAUGUACUAUAUACUAAUAUUUAUAGUGUGCUGUUUUGCAGUUAGUAUACAAGAAAUUAACAACAUUAACAGUUUCAACUAAAGGAAUAAGAGAUUUUAUAAUACUUGUGGUAUUGGAUGUUAAUCAAACUACAACAUUAAAAUGCCCCUACCCAAUAACGGUUUCCCAACCAUCCACAAUUUAAAGUUGGGUUUUUUUUUCAGCUGUGAGCAACUCUUGCAUGUUUUUUGUGUAUUGCGAAAGAAAAGUGUCCUUUAACAGUACAGUACACUCAAAAAGCAGGUGUUUUUUUGUAUGUAUACUGACGCCUGUGAACACACAACACACUUAAAUCCCGCUUAGAAUGACUUUGUAGUAUGGAUUUGGGACACAGCUACAGUCUCUGUUUUGCGUCUUAAGAUGCACCUGUUUAUAUAUAUAUAUAUAUAUAUAGAUAUUCCAGUAUUGCCACGUUGAGUCUCAGGUCUCGUAGCCAUUGAAAUCCACCAGUGCCCUGCCUGAUGCUGAAAUGUUUACCACUGCUCAUGUCUUAUAAUGUUGUGCUUUCAGUGGGUCAAGCUGUGAAGAAGACAAAACAAACACUGUGCUUUAUUGCAUGAGCAUACACAUGAUUCCACACAUGCUGUAUGUAUGAACGCUGUAUGUGUAACAGUGCAUUCAAAGCAACACCAUGACCCUUUUGUUCUGUUGUAAAAAAAAAAAAAAAAGCUUUUACCAUUUAAAUAUACUUCUGUAAAUGAUGACCACUUCUCAUAGAGCCAUGUAAAGAAGUUAUCUGUAUUUAAGGAAACUGAUUUGUAAUUUUCCAGUCAGGUCUGAUGAAAUACAGCUUUAUUCCAUUUAUUUAUUCUAUUGCUAGGGCUUAUUCCAGUCUUCCAUCAGAGGCACAUUACAGUCACCACCAUCACAAAAUCGAUAAAAGGUUUUCCCUUUCCUUUGUCAUUGUAAUAAAACAUAAUUUCUGUUGUGUAAAAGGACCAUAAACUAAUAAGGCUUUACAAUUGAAUUUGCUAUUGUUCCUCUUUUGUUUCGAAGCUGAAGUGCUGAUAUUGAUCAGUGUUUAAAGUUUACAGGGCAUAGUUGUUAGUUACCCUUACUUAAUGCUUUACGGUUGGUGGGUGGUGUGUCCUUUUUUUAUUCCUAAAUUUGUAUGAUUUGAAGAAAUUGGAUUUCUGCAUUGUUUUUGUUUUGCUAUGUUAUACCAAUUACUGACAUUAUUUUCCCUACUACAUUAAUAGAUAUCAUUAAUGAAAGUGGUCUAAAUCUCAGUUUUUGAUAUGGUUGUAAAUGAUUUCUAGAGACCAGACUGUACUCAUUAAAGACUAGACUAUUCCUAAAACGCUAAUGGAAUUCCUAAUUUAAGAUUGCAGAUUGCAGUGGACCAUCAUCUGUUGUUACCUGCAGUUUGUAUGACACAAUGUGGGACAAUGGGAUUUGAAGACAUGAAUGUAACUUUUUUUUUUUUUUAAAUAAAUACUAUGGCUGCCA